UGUUCAUUUCCAUAUGAUCCAGUCCUGACCAACACGGAGCGUUGAGGGGUUUCUCCCCUGCACGUCUGUCAGAAUGAUUGUAAUUGACGAACCGACUGGGAAUGAAAAGAGCGUGAGAGAAUGCGCGCACUCAUCUACUUACCUGCAAUUUGUGCACGGCGUGCGUCAAGCAGACUCUGCUAAAUAGCGUACUUUUACCCGUCCAUAAUGGAAGAUGUUGAUUCGCGAAAAGUGACCAGCUUCAGCUUGCCACUCUGCGGAGAGACCAAAUAGCCGGCGUGGAGAGAAAAAACGCGAGGGACUAUACUUCAACGCUGAAUCUCGAUUUGUCGCCAUGUUGAACUCUUUCUUCACCGUCGGGUUUACUCUCCUCGCCCGUGUGGCAGUAGCGGCGCCGACGGAUUUCGUGUUGGUAACGGUUCCCGGAGAGAGAGCGGUCAAGUACAUCGUACCCGGCGAGCCGGCGGCGAAGGAAUUAAUUUCGGAGGGUCUGCAGCAGCCACACGGACUUUCUUUCGACACGAAAACCAACACGCUCUACGUAACCGACGUUGCGGCCCAAAAGGUUUUCCGCUACUCGCUCAGUGCCUCGAGCAAAACCGAGCUCACCGCCGGGUCCGCCACGGAGACGGCACGAAACAUUGAAGCCUACUGGUCGGCCGUGGACCCGCGAAGCCAGAGGCUGUUCCUCACGGAAAAGGACAGCAACUUCAUUUGUGCCGUGGACCUGCAGGCGUCGGACGGUUCCUGCAAAGUGACCUACCAGGGCGAGACCACGGCCAACCCGAUCGGCUUGCCGGAACUGAAAUACCCGGCAGGAAUCGACGUGGACGGCCGCAGCUUGUUUUACGGGAACGGGCAGCAAGCGCUCUCCACGGGGAGUAUUUUUAGGGGGCUCCUGACGCCGCCCUCCGAGGCGCCCGUGCUCACCAAGCUCCCGGACGCGGCGAUAACGGACGUCGUGCAGGGAGUGUGCGUCACCCCAUCCAAUGUCUUCUACACAGACGGCGGCGCGAACCUCUUUGCGCUAAAGAAAUGGGGCGGCACGCCCAUGGCGGUAAGCGCCGGUCUGUCCGCGGGGCUGGGGUGCGCGUGGAACGGCGACGGGGCGGUGUACGUCGCGGACCAGCAGGCCGGGGUCUACCGCAUCCCGUCCAACAUGGAAAAGUUGCAACCGCUGUUGCACCUUGAGAAAGUCUCCAGUACGGUCGGGGCCGCGGGGGUGGCCGUAUUUUCAACGGACGUGUCCUAGCGGAUGUGCUACGAGAAAGAUGAGAGACACAGCACGUUCGUAAUCGUUGCACGCAGGACUGGACAGAGUUGCGUUUUACAUUUUUCCACCUUUUUGUCGUCAUGCAAAUGCGCCAGUGGAUGUGGUGUGGAUGGAAGUGUGUAGCUUCCGCGUCGUAGAAGCAUGUAC
Molecule: messenger RNA, 1420 nt
Organism: Amoebophrya sp. A120
Lineage: Eukaryota; Dinophyceae; Syndiniales; Amoebophryaceae
Source: the annotation of a GenBank genome assembly